GUUGACAAAUGUCAAUAGCAGUUUUCAGUUUCCACUUUUCCUAAGAUUUCGACGAUUUUUCAACCAUCUCGUUCUAUUUUAGGACGAAUGAGUGAUAAGAAAUUCUUAAAAUUAUUUGUUAAUUUUCUUCAGUAAUGUGUUUUGUAGAAACGGUGUCAGCAUGAAAAUUGUUCUAUGAAUAGUGCGAACAAUUAAUCGCGGGGUUUAGUCGUUAGAGCUUAAUAAUAUGAGAUGGAAAUGCAAAAGCUCGAAGGGGCGAUGGCUGUAUGUGCUGUUGAUGUUGAUAGUGCUCCCCGUAGUUGUGGCUCAGAAGAUCGGUGACCCUUACAAAAUCCUCGGCAUCAAUCAACGAGCUACUCUACCCGAAAUCCGCAAGGCUUAUAGACAAUUAGCUAAAGAAUGGCAUCCAGAUAAGAAUGAGAACCCGAACGCCGAAGCCAGAUUUGUUGAGAUCAAGCAAGCAUAUGAACUGCUAUCGGACACUGAACGCAGACAGGCAUACGACUUGUACGGGAUUACCAAUGAAGAUGACCACAUGUACAAGCAACGGCACGAUUACAGUCAAUAUGCAAGGUUUAGCAAUGACCCGUUUGAGUUCUUCAGUACUCAUUUCCGAGCGCAGGAUCAGGACAUAACAUUGUUCCACAAACUCUCUGUAACAACGAGGCAUUUCGAAAAUAAUAUACUGGAGAAAUCAGUACACACUCCAGCUUUAGUUCUGUUUUACACUGAUUGGUGUUUCGACUGUGUGAGAUCGGCUGCGUCCUGGAGGAAGUUGGUGGAUUCCUUGCAGCCUUUGGGCGUGACCCUGGCUACUAUACACGCUGGACACGAAGCAAGUCUGGCUAGAAGGAUAGGAGUACAUAGCGUACCCUGCCUCACGUUGAUCUUAGACAAGCAGAUUUACAUUUACAAGGACGGGCUAAACUCAUUACCAAAGAUAUUAGAAUUCAUGCGCUGGAAGUUCCCCUACAAGCUGGUCCGUGGUAUAAACGAUGGGAAUGUGGAUUCCUUUGUGACCGACUUCGAAGACAACAAAGUCAAAGCCUUGAUUUUCGAGGAGCGUCAAACCAUCAGGCUGAGAUACUUGAUCACAGCGUUCCAUUACAGGGACAGACUGUCGUUUGCCUUCGUUGACAUAUCAGCUCGUGACACCGCGAACGUCACAUCGAGGUAUAAGGUCCAAAGGUCCAUGGACACCAUGGUCCUGCUGAAGGAAGACAGCAUAGAGCCCGCCGCCACCGUCAGCACCACAGAAAUACAAACACAGACUAUGAGGCAGUUGAUAGAGGCUAAUCAGAUGCUGACGCUACCCAGGCUAUCCUCACAGAACAUUCUAGACACAGUGUGUCCCGUGGAGUGGCGUGCCGCCCGUCGCGUGCUCUGCUGCGUGCUUGUCGUGCGGGAUGAGAGGGAUGUCCGGUCUAACGCCCACAGUAUUCAACAGUUACGUGACCUGGCCCGACGCGCUCCCGACCGUAUACGGUACACAUACGUGUACGAACACGCGCAGCCUGACUUCGUUAACGCGCUCGCCAACGGGUCCGGUAUAGAUCUUUCAAGCCUGGAUCAUCGUAUCGUGGUGAUAUGGCGUCGGGAGUCCACCAGGAUACAGUACGAGUGGCUGAAGGAGAGCUGGCCGAGCUGCGGUCGCUGCCAGGGCGAGGAGGGGGUCAGCUACCAGGAUAAGAUGAACCGCACCCAGCGGGCGCUCGACGAGAUGCUCAAAAGACUGCUGAGGCCCAGUGAGGUGGUCGCCUACGAAGCUAGAAUUCAGGAGCUGGUGGAUGAGUCGUCUCCUUGUGGCGCUCGUCUGGUGAUGGCUCGCGUCUCCGAAUGGAUCGAGCGCGCGAUGUCCGCUCUCAGGUCACACCACGCUCUGUCGGCGCUCUCAAUACUGGCUACUGUGGCGUUGGUGCUCGCUGCCGGGUACUUCAUGGCAUACCUCAUACGAGUAGAAGAAGAAUCGGUACAACGCGAGAAGGAAGAGAGAAGGAGACAAAAUGGCGGCAAACGGAACAACAACGAGGCGCAGCCGGAAAUGAGAUUACACGAGCUACGAGCGGAGAAAUAUAAUGGCUUGGUCAGGUUACAGAAGCCGGGUUGCAGGACCAUAGUGCUGCUGGUAGACUCUCAGAGUCGGGUUCAACUGCUGUCUAAGUUCCACAGGAUCGUAUGGCCGUAUCGCAAGAACAAAACCCUGGUAUUCGCGUACCUCUGUGUGGAGAGAAACGUGGAGUGGUUCCGGCGAGUGCUCCAGCUGUCCCUGGGCGGCGGCGGGGAACUGCGCGUCAACAGGAGGAACUGUGUGGGCACUGUGCUGGCUCUGAACCCGCACAGGAAGUACUUCUGCAUCUACCACGCCAAACAUCCCGAGUGCGUCAAACCGCACAAGCGUAUGAGUCGGAUGGCGGCCUCCCUGGGCGGGCGGGCGCCGGACCCUGAAGCCGGCGCCUUCAUCGGCUUCACCACCGAUCCUGAUUCCUCCGACGACGACUGUUACGACCCACCCUUACUACUGCAAGAAAAUCUUCUCGAUGGACUGGAAAAUUGGCUGGACAGGCUGUUCGAAGGCAGCACCCACCGCUAUUACGUCAACUAUUGGCCGGAUAUGACGACUAAGUGAGAUGGAUAUACAGAAAUACACAACAUUUGGUUCAAACUCUUUGGUUCCGCAGAUGUUUCCGCACGCGACGUCGCGUCCUCAUUGUGUCGGCUCUCGGAGCCUCUUCUAUGUAAUCGACUACUGCCCUAUAAUAAGUUAGCUCCACCACGCGUAUGCGAGUGAAAUUAUAUGCUUCAUAUAAAACACUGUUCUGAAAUUUUCUUUCCAAAUAUACUGCAAGCGUUAUUUUAAAAGAAUCUAUAACGUUUAAUAUUAAUAAAAGUAUGGGACGAUGGUUUUUAAUGUGAAGAACUGAACGCACUGUAGGAUAGAUUUACACAAAUUGUAGCUUACUCAUAGAAGCGAGGGUAGGUACACGUAAAUUGACUUAUGACGUCAUACGUGCCGCACCAUGGUGUAUAUUUAAAUUAUUCACAUUUUUACAUAAAAAAAUAGGCUCCACCACACACGGCUAGGAUAACGACAGUAUUACACCGCACCAUAGCUAAUAAUGACAAUAAGUAUAGUUGUAAUGAGACCAUAGAUAAUCAAAUUAGCUUUUUUUCUCGUUAAUGGCGCCAACGGUGGAUACUGGCAGUGUUGUUUUAAGGUUGUAUUGUUUUAUAUUUAAUCGGAAUGUUCUUACUAUAGAAGUUUUUAUUACUGAAGUCACAAGAGUUCUAGGAAGCUAGAUAUAAAAAAUUUAAUAUCGUUUAAUAUGUUUUUAAAUAGUCAUUGACAUAUUUCUCGUACUAUGACUCCACGGCUGUAGGCCACUUAUCAGUGCUUGAAUUUGUAUAGAAAUUUAUUUAUUCUUAGACAAUUUUAAUUAUUAUUAAUUAUAAUUCGAAUAAUUUUACAAAUUUUACCAUAAAAAAGUUAUACUUUUUAAGUUCCUAUCAUAUCGGUGACAUUUCAAUAGCACGUCUAAAUAAAAUUAUUCUGAAAUUUAACGUAAAAAUAUAUUCAAAUGUAUGAAUAAUAAAUACAUCUAUAGUUAAUUAAUAUAUAGUUUGUUAUUUUCUAGUCAAUAUGUUACCAAAUGUUACAAUACAUAUAAUGUUAGCUUUUAAUUUAUUUGUUUGUAAACUUUUUAUAUCCUAAGCUGCCGAGGUUCUCAACUAUAGUGUAUUAAUGAGAGAAAUCAAUUGUGGAAAUAAUUAAGUCAAAAUCAUACAGAUAAUGUGAAAAGAUGUAGAUAAUAUUAUUUAAAUAUCCCGCUGUUUAAAUUAUCUGUGAAUAUUUUUAUUCUAUAUAGUGUUGACAUAUUCAAAUGCUUGGGAUUUAUCUCUAUUGUGUUGUUGCCAUAUUAAAAAAAAAUAUUGAGUGUCAUUCAGUACAAAAUGAUAGAAUAUUGUAAUGUCCACCUAAAUGAAUAUCUUGCCUUGUUAUCUGUAGAGAAUUUAUUAAAGAUUUACUCUUGGAACAUUAUAGUGAUUCUGUGUUAAAAUUAUUAAGUUUUUUGAAACAAAAUGUCGUUUAAAUAUUUUUAUUGUAUAGAUGUUUUUGAUGGCAAUUUAAUUGUAGUAUUAUUUCUCGUUAAGUAGUUUCUUUAAGUUUUGCUGUUCUCUAUAUAUAUGUGUGAAGCAAAAUUAUUUGUAAUCAGGAUUCGUAAUUAUCUAAAAGGGUCCGUAUCAAUUUAUAAUUUUCACACGCAAAAAUCUGUUUGUUCAACUCAUUAAAUAAUUUAAAUUGUGUUAUUAAGUAAUUAAAGUCACGUCGGUGUGUACGGUUUAUUCUUGUCUAUAUAAAGGGAGAUUUUCUAUUAUUGAGAUAAAACUAAUACAAAUUAUAAUAUUAUUCCAGUUGUAAUUUUUACAAUAAAAUAUCAUCUUUGA
Molecule: messenger RNA, 4443 nt
Organism: Danaus plexippus (monarch butterfly)
Lineage: Eukaryota; Metazoa; Arthropoda; Insecta; Lepidoptera; Nymphalidae
Gene: l(3)80Fg
Product: dnaJ homolog subfamily C member 16
Exons: 14
Coding region: 227-2626 (799 amino acids)
Source: RefSeq, a predicted model, not a curated record